Molecule: messenger RNA, 749 nt
Organism: Zingiber officinale
Lineage: Eukaryota; Viridiplantae; Streptophyta; Magnoliopsida; Zingiberales; Zingiberaceae
Exons: 4
Coding region: 117-749 (210 amino acids)
Source: RefSeq, a predicted model, not a curated record
ACUCGGAGAUUUUGCUGUAUAUAAGUUUUGCAGACACAGGGAUCCUUUUGGUAUUACUGUUGAUUUUGGACUUUCAUAGAGUUGCUCAGAGAUCUCGACGUGCUGAUUUUCUGGCAAUGCCACGAGCCCAUGGUCGCGGUUGGGGCAGUAGCCGUGCUCGUAGUCACAGUCGUGGUUACGACAGUGGUAGUGGUCGCGGUCGUGGUCGUGCAUGUCAGCGUGCCACUACUACUGAUCAUGGUUUAGAUGAGGCUCCUAUCUCCCCAUCUGAGUUGAUACCGGGAGCUCAGGUUGGUCCCAGUAUUGGAGUUGGUGGUCAGACUGAGGGACAACCUCAUCUUGUUGCAGCUCAGGUAGCCGUACCAGCCAUUCCUACAGCAUCGUUUAUUAUGGAAAAGGCCCGUAUUCCUUUGCUUGCUAGUUCAGCAAAGGAUCGUUUUAUGCUGUUCCAUGGAGGCACCGAUCCUUGGGUGGCGCGUACAUGGUUGGAGGAUAUUGAGGCCACUUUUGGAUACAUGUCCUGUUCAGACACAGAGAAGGUAGAGCUAGCCGCUUAUCAUUUUCGAGGGCAAGCAUCCACUUUUGGUUUGUUUUACUUUUGGUUUCGGACUCCUCUGUGGCGUGACACUUGCACACUUGCUCUUUCAACUCUCUCUCUCUCUCUCAAUCUUUGGUUUUGUGCCGUCCGUCACAAGUGUUUCUUGAUUUACCCUGAUGGUCGAUGGGAAACUUACGUGGAGUCAGGCUGA